AUGAAUGAUCCUAUUCAUAAUAAAGAGCUCAGACAGAAACUAAUUCCAUUGGAUACAAAUAGUUUGAAAGAAGAUCUUAAUAAAAGCAUUGAAUUGGGGCGCAAAAAGAGAAAACAGUUGACUCUUGAUAAUCCUGAAUUUAACAUCAAGCAAGAGAUUGAGGAUGAGAAAUAGAACAUUAAGGUGCAAACCCUCAUAAGGAGGGGAAUAGCAGAUGGUCUAAAGAUGUAAGAAUUAUUAAAGUUGAAGGUUUCAGCGAAAGACAAUAACAACCCUGUUCACAGUCUCUUUAGAUGGUGCAUGCUAAUACUUUAUAAGGAGAAUCCAGAGAUAUAUAAUUGGUCAGAGUUUAAAAAAAAAGUUCUUGAAAAGGAAAACGGUCAAGACCUUCGCAAUCGUUUGGGAUAUCAAAGUGUUAUUCAUAUAACCUAAUUGGAAGGAGAGAAAACAAAAUAUUUGUUAAAUUUAAAAAAACCAAUUUUAGAACAAAAUAGUAAACCUGAAGAACUGUAGUGGGUACUAUUGAAAAUAUUUGAUAUUGUUGAAAUAAUCUAUAAAACACAUGAGCAUGCGAAAAGAAUUAAUUAACUUGUUGAUGAUUUGUUGAUGCAAGAGAGCAAAAUCAAGCAAUACUAAGAGGAUAUUGACAAGGUGAAUUAAGAAAUUCAGGUAGCCAAGACUAGCCUGAAGAGUUUGGAAAGCAAGUCUUUGAAUGAUGAUGAGAUCGUUCAGGAAUGA
Molecule: messenger RNA, 738 nt
Organism: Paramecium tetraurelia
Lineage: Eukaryota; Ciliophora; Oligohymenophorea; Peniculida; Parameciidae
Exons: 5
Source: RefSeq, a predicted model, not a curated record